AUGGAUGGCUUGGUGAACAUUAUAUUAGUGUGUGUGGAUCAACAAGCUGCCUUCACGAAACCUUUAGUCCAGACGUUUGAGUCUAGAGACAUUUUGAGGAGCAAGUGGUUUGUGUACCAAAUUUCAGGAGCACCAAACAUCCUGAGGCCUAUUUGCACUCAGAACACCAGACCAUACAAAACCCUUCCCUUCAUCAAAUCACCACAACACCACCAGAAAAUCCUUCCCAUCACCACUGAACACCACAACACACCACAACACCAUUCCCUUCACCUUGCAACACCACCACAACCCUCUCCUCCACCUCACAACACCACAAACCCAUCUCUCCACCUCACAUCACCACAACACACCCCAAAACCAUUCCCUUCACCGCAACAUCACCCUUCCCUUCACAUCACAUCAACACAACACCCAUUCCCUUCACCUCUGACGCACACAACACCAUUUCCUCCUGCGACAACCAUCUUCUCCCCCUUCCAGCAACUCUUGUGCGCCGUUCUACAAGUAGUGGCCACGCUCGCCCUUUCCCCUCACCACCACCCCGCCCUGCUCGCUGCCAAGGUCCCCGACGCGCUCACCCAGCUUAUCCUGCCCUCGGAUGAAUGGUUCUACACAAACCACUCCACCCGCCACGCCCGCUACGUGAAACACCACGCGGCCCGCACCCUGGUGUACUUAGGACUGCAGCAUCGAGUCAACCACCGUGUCAAUGUGUACGAUCUGCUGCUUGACGAAGCUCCUCCGCCGACGCCCCUGGGAGAGACCUCAGAGGAUGACUAUAUUAUGAUGACCUCUGCUCCCCCUCCCCUGGUCACCGCUCAGGACUCUAAGCGCGUUCUGGGCAUGUCUGUGGAGGGCAUGGUGCUGCAUACCCUCCGCUCCCUCGAGAACGUGCCGGCGCCGUGCGGGGUGACGCCCACCAGCGAGGCCCGCAGCACCACGCCCCUGGAGUGGCUGCUCGACCCUCCCCCCCAAGACCCAGCCAGAGGUUCCGGGACGCUGCGGGGCACGCGGGCGGGGGGCGUCGCGGGAGGAGGGGCCGAUGGGGGGCCGUCUGCUGUCCUGCCUGCUGCUGGGGCUGCCGCUGGUGCUGCACCCCGUCAUCUUCCUGCGGCUGCUGCUGCACAGGCUGCUGACAUCGAUGCACCACCUCACCAAGUGGAAGUCCUGCACCUCGCGCUCCUCCUGGACCUCCCACUCCUCUCGGGCGCGCUCACGCACCUCCUCCUCGGAGACGGACGCCUCCACGCUUCGCAAGCGGCGCCGCGUCAACCUCACGCUGGACUUCGCCGAGGCGUGCCCCGAGGAGACCGCGGCGCCCUCCCCAGCACGACCGCCGCGCCCCGCCCCCCUCAGUGCUGCGCGCUAACAGUGAGGAGGCGCCGCCGCGCAACCGCAAGCCCUCCACCCCGGGGGGCGGCGGCCGCAGAUUUCGAGACAACCCUUGCAGCAGCAAUCAGCACCACGGACGUCAGCGUCACCCUGCAGCAGCUGCUGCCCGUACGUCUGCGCCCCGCAGACUCCCACAACUCCAUCAGCUCGUCCUCCAAGGCCACCACACCCUCAGGCUCCCCCUCCAUCUUCCCCAAGCGCAGCUUCAGGUUCUCCAGCCUGCACAAGAAGCGCUCCAAGUCUGUUCAUGACCACAUCAACUCUUCAGGUUCGAACGCCCAACAUCUCCCAGAGCAGGCAGGACCUGGCGCUGGCCGAGGAGGACAUCCUGGCCUUCCAGCGCCAGCUCCAGAACCUGCCCUCCUAUGAGCGCGUGGACGUGCCGGGCCUGGCCACGCCGCCCCCCUUCAGGCAGCGCUCCCCGCUCGGUGCCCCGCGUCACCUUCGAGAGCAUGUCCACCCUGCUGGUGCCUCGCCCCUCGCCCAUCGGCCGCUCGCCCACCUCCACCGCCCACCUGC
Molecule: messenger RNA, 1914 nt
Organism: Scylla paramamosain (green mud crab)
Lineage: Eukaryota; Metazoa; Arthropoda; Malacostraca; Decapoda; Portunidae
Exons: 5
Coding region: 1-1764 (587 amino acids)
Source: RefSeq, a predicted model, not a curated record